UUAUAUGCUAAUUUUAAAAUUGCAACAGUUGGAAAUUGUAAUACAUCAAAACCAUCACUUUUAGAUUUUAGGGGUAGAGCAAAAUGGGAUGCAUGGAAAGAGAAGGAUGACAUCACCAAAGAACAAGCCAUGUUACAAUAUAUUGACAUUGUAGAAAAGGCAAAUGAAUUUGGAUCUAAUCCAAAAGAGAGAUGGACUUAUGUUUCUACAAUGUCAUAUGAAGAUGAUGAUGACAAUUCAAAGGAAGAAGAUGAUGAUGCUAUAUUUAAAUAUGUGAAACAAGGCAAGUUGAAUGAAGUAAAUGAAAUAAUAUUGGAUCAAGAUAAAAAAACGGAUUUAAAUAAGAAAGACAAUCAGGGCUUGACACUUUUACAUUGGGCAUGUGAUCGUGGACAUUUAGAUAUUGUUAAAUUGUUAAUUGAAAAUGAUGCAGAUAUAAAUGUUUUGUGGAAAAUCUUAUAA
Molecule: messenger RNA, 462 nt
Organism: Entrophospora sp. SA101
Lineage: Eukaryota; Fungi; Glomeromycota; Glomeromycetes; Entrophosporales; Entrophosporaceae
Source: the annotation of a GenBank genome assembly